Messenger RNA from Zea mays, 813 nucleotides. Its product is annotated as universal stress protein A-like protein. The coding region runs from base 105 to 581 and encodes 158 amino acids. Lineage: Eukaryota; Viridiplantae; Streptophyta; Magnoliopsida; Poales; Poaceae. The record is from RefSeq and is marked validated. The transcript is spliced from 4 exons.
ACCAUACCUGAAACUUCACUGCCUUUUUAAUUGUCAGGCACACUGGUCUGGAAAUCAGUAGCCUGUUGGCUGCUGUUGCUAUUAAUCAGUUGGGAGAGAGGGAGAUGGCCAGGAGGAACAUCGGAGUCGCAGUGGACUUCUCGUCGUGCAGCAAAGCGGCUUUGCGGUGGGCGUCGACGAACCUUGCCAGGAACGGCGACAGGCUCAUACUCAUCCACGUGAACAGCUCCUGCCAGAACGAGCGGGGCGCCGUUCAUCUCUGGGAGCAGAGUGGUUCCCCAUUGAUCCCUCUGGCCGAGUUUUCAGACGUCGCCAGGACAUACGGUGUGUCACCGGACAAGGAGACGAUCGAGAUCCUCACUCGAGCGGCAAAUCAUAGAGGGAUCGAAGUCUUUGCAAAGGUGUUGUACGGCGACCCAGCAAAGAAGCUCUACGAAGCAGCCGACCUGGUCCCGCUUAGCUGCAUGGUCGUCGGGAGCAGAGGACUAAGCACGCUCAAGAGGGCUCUGAUGGGGAGCGUGAGCACGUAUAUUGUGAACCACGCGGCCUGCCCCGUGACGGUUGUGAAGGAGAUGGUGUAGCGUGUUGAACACCGCUGUUUACAAGCCUCACCCUAGCCAGAUUGAAUAAGCGUGCUUGAUAAGCACUGAUCAGGGGGAUCUUGCUACUUAUACGACAUUUUGUGCUUGAGAUUUGGGUAACUAGGACCGGGCAGAACAUGUCUACGUGUUGGGCUCAUGGCACUGACAUCUGAACAUAUGCCAUUAUGCCCUAAGCCUGUUGUAAUCGCAAAAUACUUUUGCUUAUAAAAUC